Camelus dromedarius (Arabian camel) is the source of this 2980-nucleotide messenger RNA. It is a transcript of the gene SLC9A5, whose product is annotated as solute carrier family 9 member A5. The record is from RefSeq and is a predicted model, not a curated record. Bases 1 to 2907 code for a protein of 968 amino acids. The transcript is spliced from 16 exons. Gene Ontology annotation, molecular function: potassium:proton antiporter activity; sodium:proton antiporter activity. Gene Ontology annotation, cellular component: plasma membrane. Gene Ontology annotation, biological process: proton transmembrane transport; regulation of intracellular pH; sodium ion import across plasma membrane. NCBI's taxonomy places the organism in Eukaryota, Metazoa, Chordata, Mammalia, Artiodactyla, Camelidae.
AUGCUGCGCGCCGCACUGCCGCUGCUCUGGCUGCCCCUGGCGGGGGCGGGAACGACCGAAGAGCCCACCCGGGAGCCGGGGUCGCCGGGUGAGCCUCCCCCAGGGUUGGCGCUCUUCCGCUGGCAGUGGCACGAGGUGGAGGCGCCCUACCUGGUAGCCCUGUGGAUCCUGGUGGCCAGCCUGGCCAAAAUCGUGUUUCACUUGUCUCGGAAGGUGACGUCUCUGGUCCCUGAGAGCUGCCUGCUGAUUUUGCUCGGACUGGUGCUUGGGGGCAUUGUUUUGGCUGUGGCCAAGAAAGCUGAGUACCAGCUGGAGCCAGGCACCUUCUUCCUCUUCUUGCUGCCUCCUAUCGUGCUCGACUCAGGCUAUUUCAUGCCUAGCCGGCUGUUCUUUGACAACCUGGGCGCCAUCCUCACCUAUGCUGUGGUGGGCACACUCUGGAAUACCUUCACAACAGGCACUGCCCUCUGGGGCCUGCAGCAGGCUGGACUUGUGGCCCCUAGAGUGCAGGCUGGCUUGCUGGAUUUCCUGCUGUUCGGGAGCCUCAUCUCAGCAGUGGACCCCGUGGCGGUGCUGGCUGUCUUCGAGGAGGUGCAUGUCAAUGAGACUCUCUUUAUUAUCGUCUUUGGCGAGUCUCUGCUUAAUGAUGCGGUCACCGUGGUGCUGUACAAGGUCUGCAACUCCUUCGUGGAGAUGGGCUCUGCCAACGUGCAGGCCACUGACUACCUGAAGGGAGUCGCCUCCUUGUUUGUGGUCAGUCUGGGCGGGGCAGCCGUGGGCUUAGUCUUUGCCUUCCUCCUGGCCCUGACCACACGCUUCACCAAGCGGGUCCGCAUCAUCGAGCCGCUGCUGGUCUUCCUCCUCGCCUACGCAGCCUACCUCACUGCUGAAAUGGCCUCGCUCUCCGCCAUUCUUGCGAGGCACCGAGUGGGAAGCCUGGAGAUUCGGACUCUUUUAUCCCAGGACCACUACUUCCUAUCCUUGGACAGUCUCCAUGCCUCCCUGGGCUUCAGCUCUGAGAAUGUGACAUCCUGUGAUGGGCAACACCCUCUCCUGUGCAUGCUCAAAUCCCAGAGGCUGUGCUUCCUGCGACCCUCCUUACUUGCCCUGACUCUCCAUUCCUCUCCCAGGGUGACUGUGUGUGGCCUGGGCUGUAAGAAGUAUGUGGAAGCCAACAUCUCCCAUAAGUCCCGCACUGCUGUCAAGUACACAAUGAAGACCCUAGCCAGCUGUGCUGAGACCAUCAUCUUCAUGCUGCUUGGCAUCUCAGCUGUGGACUCUUCUAAGUGGGCCUGGGACUCUGGGCUGGUGCUGGGCACCCUCUUCUUCAUCCUGUUCUUCCGAGCCCUGGGCGUAGUCAUGCAGACGUGGGUGCUGAAUCAGUUCCGGCUGGUCCCUUUGGACAAGAUUGACCAGGUGGUGAUGUCCUAUGGGGGCCUGCGGGGGGCUGUGGCCUUCGCUCUCGUCAUCCUCCUGGACAGGACCAAAGUCCCUGCCAAGGACUAUUUUGUGGCCACCACUAUUGUGGUGGUCUUCUUCACAGUCAUCGUGCAGGGCCUGACCAUCAAGCCACUGGUCAAGUGGCUGAAGGUGAAGAGGAGCGAGCAUUACAAACCCACCCUGAACCAGGAACUGCAUGAGCACACUUUUGACCACAUUCUGGCUGCAGUGGAGGACGUUGUGGGGCACCAUGGCUAUCACUACUGGAGGGACAGGUGGGAGCAGUUUGACAAGAAGUACCUGAGUCAGCUGUUGAUGCGGCGGUCAGCCUACCGCAUCCGGGACCAGAUCUGGGACGUGUACUACAGACUCAACAUCCGGGAUGCCAUCAGCUUCGUGGACCAGGGAGGUCACGUCUUGUCCUCCACCCGGCUCACUCUGCCCUCUAUGCCCAGCCGCAAUUCUGUGGCAGAGACCUCUGUCACCAACCUGCUGAGGGAAAGCGGCAGCGGAGCGUGUCUAGAUCUGCAGGUGAUUGACACAGUACGUAGUGGCCGCGACCGUGAGGAUGCUGUGAUGCACCAUCUGCUCUGUGGAGGCCUCUACAAACCUCGCCGCAGGUACAAAGCCAGCUGCAGCCGCCACUUCAUCUCGGACGAUGCGCAGGAGCGCCAGGACAAGGAGGUUUUCCAGCAGAACAUGAAGCGGCGGCUGGAGUCCUUUAAGUCCACCAAGCACAUCUGCUUCACCAAGAGCAAGCCACGACCCCGCAAGGCCAGCCACAAAAAGAAGGAUGGUGUGGCUAACACUGAGGCUACAAAUGGGAAACCUCCUCGAGACCUGGGCUUCCAGGACACAGCUGCUGUGAUCUUAACCGUGGAGUCUGAGGAGGAGGAGGAGAGCGACAGUUCGGAGACAGAGAAGGAGGACGACGAGGGAAUCAUCUUUGUGGCUCGGGCCACCAGCGAGGUUCUCCAAGAGGGCAAGGUCUCAGGGAGCCUUGAGGUGUGCCCAAGCCCACGUGUCAUCCCCCCCUCCCCAACCUGUGCAGAGAAGGAACUACCCUGGAAGAGUGGGCAGGGGGACCUGGCAGUCUACGUGUCCUCAGAAACCACCAAGAUUGUACCCGUGGACAUGCAGACAGGCUGGAACCAGAGUAUCUCAUCCCUGGAGAGCCUGGCAUCCCCGCCCUGUACCCAGGCCCCCACUAUGACCCGCCUGCCUCCCUGCCCAGUGGCUGCUGAAGAGCCCCAAGCCCCUCUCAACCUGCCUUCUGAUCCACGCCUUAGCUUUGCCUUUCCCCCGAGCCUAGCCAAGGCUGGCCGCUCUCGCAGCGAAAGCAGCGCUGACAUCCCCCAGCGACAGGAGCUGCAGCCCCUCAUGGGGCAUGGGGACCACACUCACCUUAGCCCAGGCACGGCCAAUUCCCAUUGGUGCAUCCAGCUCAAUAGAGGCAGCCGGCUGUAGCCCAGGGACCCAGGGAGGAGCCCCCAUAGGAAGUGUUCCCUGCAUAAUGGGCAGAGGAGCCCACUCAGCCUGA